Messenger RNA from Petromyzon marinus (sea lamprey), 2368 nucleotides. RefSeq names its product transmembrane protein 203 (gene TMEM203). Gene Ontology annotation, cellular component: endoplasmic reticulum. NCBI's taxonomy places the organism in Eukaryota, Metazoa, Chordata, Hyperoartia, Petromyzontiformes, Petromyzontidae. Gene Ontology annotation, biological process: intracellular calcium ion homeostasis. The record is from RefSeq and is a predicted model, not a curated record.
UGACGUAACCCGUGCGUGGUGACGUCGCGCACUGUACCGGCUGUGGAGUCGCGAGGCAGGAGCUCCUGUUUGUCAUCAAGUGACGAUGUCGUCGUGGUUACAUAUCAGCACCAGGCAGUCGUUCGAGGCUGAGUCGACCUAGGGGGGAGGAGGCCCAGGACCGGUUCAGAAUAAUCGCCGCUGGUCGUGUUGGCGACCGCGUGCGGCAAUCCGAACUCGCUCACAGCUAGGGAAAUUUUACCCCCAGGACACGAGGCAUUGGCUCUACCCCAUCACCCCUCGCACCACCACCAGCAGCCACCACUCUCUGCACCACCACCGCCGCCUCCACUGAAAAAUCCACCACCGCACCCUCCACCAGCAUCAGCACCGCCGCCACCAAAGUCAUCGGCGCACCACCACCGUCACCACCACCGACCUCGCCACCCGCUAUCGCCAGCGCCGCCGCCAUGCUGUUCACGGUGCAGGAGCUGGUGCAGUGGCUGGGCUUCGCGACGUUCGAGAUGGCGCUGCAGCUGCUGGGCGCGCUUGUCUUCUCCGUGCUGCUCGCCUUCAAGGCGGAGCGCCUGCUGCCGCUCGACUGGUGGAAGGUGUUCGUGCCGGUGUUCGUGGCCGACGGCCUCACGGCGUACUUCACCGUCAUCGUCUUCAUCCGGCUCUACCAGGACGGCGAGGUGCGCGUCGCCUGCAUGCGCACCCUCUGGGUGGCCACCGUGCUCAGCCUCAAGUUCGUCUUCGAGAUGCUCCUCUGCCAGAAGCUGGUGCAGCCGGUCACCGACCUCUCCUUCGGCCUCAUCAUGUCGCCGCUCUUCUUCCUGCUGCAGCUGCUGCUGGUGCGGGCCUGCAGGGUCUCGUGACGGGCGCCAGUUGACGGGGCCGCCCACGCAGAGAGAGAGAGAGAGAGACCACUGGAACCACUUGACUAGAGAGCCAGACCCCCCCCUAUCCGAGCCAAGCCAGUGCCGGUGUCUACUCCGGUACGGGCGUUUCAUUUUAUUUUGCCGAGCCGGAACCGAACCGUCAUUCCCGCCGCUCGCCUUCGCAAGAAGACGGCCGAAGCCGGCUUGGGGCCAAGCGGGGCCAGGGGCUGGGGCUGAGGACGCGUGACCUCAGUACGCGGUGAGGACGCGGCCUCGACUUGAGCGAACGAGGGAGAAUCGCCGGUGUCUGUGUGUGUCUUGUGUGUGUCAGUCUGGGGAGCGGUGGCGCAGCGGUGAGCGCGCUUGCGCGACCCGAGUUUGAUCCCUGGCGUCGCCUGCGCUCGUCUUGUUCGUUCACCGCUUGUGACGUCGGUGACCGCGCCGGUUGUGCACCAAAUGUCUAAAUUCCAGCUCUCGGGAAUCGGCUUGUGCGACGAAAAUUUACUCUGUUCCAACGCGUGGCCGAUCGCGGUUGUGCUGCUGCUGUUACGUAGAUCUGCUGUGUUCUGGGUGUGCCACGGUGUGCUAUUCAGCACGUCCUUCCCCCGCACCUUCAUUUAGCACGGUUGGCUAAGUACGGUGCGAAAGAAGUUCAACGCAACAUGUCCAACGUUGCACUCCCGCGUGCUGGGGGCUUCUUCGGCAACUUGAAUUCAAGCGACACGUUUUUUUUCUCCCAGUGUGUAACACGUCAGCACAUACGGUGAGCCGAGCUGCUUGACAUUGCGAGUUGAUGUGUGCAGAGACGGACCAACACCUGUGGGAGUAUCUAUUUGGAGAGCGGAGGCGCCGUGGUUAGCGCGCUGUGCCCCGAACCGGUGACGAACGCCCGGACCGGCCCUGGGCCUCCCUGACGCUGACUCAGCCUUACGAGCACCUGGUACAGUCUGUGAACAUCAGCAUUGGGGAGACAAAGGCAGCCGGGCGUGGUGCUGGCCACCCACCCCCACGUGUUCCGUGCCGGCCUUCACAGGUGCCUGCUAACACUUGCCGCAAGUUUGUUAAAGGCUACACGGGGGAUCUUUGUGUUAGUGUAUAUAUAAAGAUUUUACUGCUUAAGCUCUGAUACAAGUAUUUUUGGGUUCGAUCGCGUAAAUAUACAUGUGCAACGAACAUGUGGCUGCCACCUGAUGAUGCUAGUUGUAAUUAUUGGAGAAACGUCUUACUUGUUGUGGAUUUAGUAACGUAUUCAUUUGAAGCUUUCGUGACUGCAGGAAUCCAUGCUAUCUGGUUCUUUCGGUAAAGUCACGUAGGUAGAAAAAAAUAAUAAAAGAAAACACGACGUUUCGGUCGCAACACAAGCGACGGAAACGUGAGUUUACCGAAAACCAGAUAGUAUAGUAACGUAUUGGCACGUUCUGUUCACGUGACAAACCUUACUAAUUCGCUGUGGCGAAAUUUUGAUUUAAAGCUUUCGUGACUGCAGGGAUUCAUAUUCUUGGUUCUUU